Dichomitus squalens LYAD-421 SS1 is the source of this 549-nucleotide messenger RNA. RefSeq lists its product as uncharacterized. The coding region runs from base 1 to 549 and encodes 182 amino acids. NCBI's taxonomy places the organism in Eukaryota, Fungi, Basidiomycota, Agaricomycetes, Polyporales, Polyporaceae. The transcript has 3 exons. The record is from RefSeq and is a predicted model, not a curated record.
AUGGACGAAUUCAUCCCCAUUCCUGACUCCCCCGUUGCUGAGUCGCCCACGACUCGAUCCCCCAUCCCCGGUACUCCGACUGACGAGCUCGAAGUAGCGCUACUCAUCGCGCUUCCCCCAUCCCCUACCCUCCCCCCAACUUGCCCACCAUCCGCUCCGCCCAUCAUGGGACAACAAGGCGGACAACCGCAGGUGACAGGCCCCGCCAACAACCCCCAGCAGGCCCAACUGGGCACCCAGACGGCAACACAACCCCCGGACCCCAUGACGUCCAUGGCGCAGCUCACCAACUCGACCACUGGGGCCAACAGCCUGAAGGCGGUUCAGAAGCCCUCUCCCUUCAAAGGCGAACAGGGGGGCGAAGCACGACGCUUCCUGGCCGCGCAACGCAAUCAGCGCGCGCGUGACGACCAGUGGAUUCGGGCAGUCCUCUCCUUCAUGCAGGACAGUGCGGCUCUCUGGGCCACUCCGGUGAUGGAGGAGAUCGUGCAGGGCACCACCCCGUUCAAAGGCUUGUGGACGGAGUUCCGCACCCAGUUUAAGGCCUGA